This is a messenger RNA of Elgaria multicarinata webbii, 9063 nucleotides long. RefSeq names its product neuron navigator 1 (gene NAV1). Gene Ontology annotation, molecular function: ATP hydrolysis activity. Lineage: Eukaryota; Metazoa; Chordata; Lepidosauria; Squamata; Anguidae. The transcript is spliced from 32 exons. Gene Ontology annotation, cellular component: microtubule cytoskeleton; axon initial segment. The record is from RefSeq and is a predicted model, not a curated record. Gene Ontology annotation, biological process: neuron migration; nervous system development; neurogenesis. Bases 229 to 6966 code for a protein of 2245 amino acids.
GCCCCGUCGGAGAGGGAGCGUGGCCGGCGGCUGGGAGAUCCCUGCCGCUGCGGACUCGGGCUGCCUGGACGAAGACAGCGAAGGGAACUUCGCGGGAAGCGCGCCGAGGGGGCUCCCCAGCCCGGCGCUGGCGGCGGAUCUUCUCCUCCCCCAGCCGAAGAAGAGGCGAUGGCGGGUGAAGCGCAGGCAGCCCAGCAGGAUUGAUCCUUCUCCAACCAAGCUGUGCUGAUGAUGAAUGGAACAGCCAAUGUGAAUGCAGCUGGACGUAGCCAUUAUGCCUCCUCUAUACCUGUUCCCAGAGCUGCAUCCCACAGCAAGAUACACACUCUGGCAGCAUCUCCCAAAUUGCCCCCAAGGCAGAACAGUGUGGGAGCUGUUCCCUCACAGAGGGCAUCAUCGCCCAGGACAGGGAAGGGGCUGGUUGGCUCAAGCAGUGGAGCUCCUAAAGGAUCCAAGCAGAAGCUCCUUCUCAAGCCUCCAGCAGCUGCAAGUCCUGGGCAGGCAGAGGGGGCUGAGUGCCAUGGUGGGGCAGAUGGGAUGGACUCCAGUCUCAGCCUGAGCGUGACGUCUGGCUGCAGCAGCCCCCGUGGGCUGCCCAAGGCCAGUUCCAGAGCUGCUGGAGCAGCUAAGAAAGCUGUCAUUCAGGCAACAGAGAGAGUCAAGGAUACCGCAAAACAAGGGGAAGACAGCAUCAGCCUUGGUGUCAAGAAGGGUCUCGGGAAAUCCAGCACCAUUUCUGAACCUGCAAAGGCCUCUCACCUCCCAGGGAAGAGCCCUUCCUAUCUCAGCUUGUAUAGUGAGACUUUGUUGUCCAGGUCUUCAGAGGGACCCACUGCAAAGAGGCCUCAGAGCUGUCCAGCGAAGGGCCAGUGGGUUUCAGAAGCCAGCUGCAAAGGAAGUGGAGCAUCCAAGUCAGAAGAUAAACCUCAGGUGAUCUCGCUGGACACAAGCAACCUGAAUAAGGGGCCAGUGCUACAUGCUGGACCGAUCAGUUUUUCUUCUGUUCCACAACACAACCAUCCCAUCAUGGCCACUGUAGCCCCUUUCCAGUAUCGGCGACAGAGUGAGAAAGAGAGGAACAGCCUCCCUAAGGAGGAGAAUGCAUGUGAUGCACAGCAGCAGCAGCAGCAGCAGCAGCCGCCGCCGCCCAGCCCUACUGAAGGGGCUGAACUCAGCCUGAGAGGCCUGGAGGCUGGGCUUUUAAAUGGUUUCCUCGCGGCGGGCGGGAGGAAGAUGCUUGGCAGCGGCGGCGGCAGCAGCAACAGCAGCAGCAGCAGCAACGUCAGGAGCCUGCCGCAGGACGUGGAGCUGAACGGCGAGGAAGGGUCCGAGGAACUGAGGGGCUUCAAGAAGGCGGCGUCGGCAGCAGCGUCCACGGCGACCCCCGAGGGCCACAAGGCCAUGAUGCAGAAGCGCGCCAACGCCAAGGGCCCCGCCGGGGUGGCGGCGCCCAAGGUGGCCGAGCUGAAGGUCUUCAAGGCGGGCAGCGUGGAGGGCCGCGUGCCGCUGGCCUCGAACCUGCGCAAGCAGAAGUCGCUCACCAACCUGUCCUUCCUGACGGACAGCGAGAAGAAGAUGCAGCUCUACGAGCCCAAGUGGAGCGACGACAUGGCCAAGGCGGCCAAGGGCUUCGGCGGCCGGAGCCUCAAAGGCGGCAAGGAGGCGCCCUCGUCGCUCAUGUCCAAGAACCUCUCCCGCUCCGAGCACUCGCUCUUCCAGGCCAAGCUCGCCCCGGCCGCCGCCAACAAGCCGCCGCCGCCGCUGGCGCCGCUGCCCUCCAACUUGGGCAAGCCCAGCCGCAUCCCGCGCGGGCCUUACGCCGAGGUCAAACCCCUCAGCAAGGCGCCCGAAGCCGGCAACGGCGACGACCUCAAGUCGGACGACGAGAUCCUCUCCAGCAAAGGCAAGGCGGCUCAGCAGAAGCAGCAGCAGCAGCAGCAAACGGGGCCCCAGCCGGCGGGGAAAGGGGCGCCCACGGAGGAGAAGGCUUUCCUGAAGGUGGAUCCCGAGCUGGUGGUCACUGUGCUGGGCGACCUGGAGCAGCUGCUCUUCAGCCAGAUGCUCGAUCCUGAAUCCCAGAGAAAGAGGACCGUUCAGAAUGUGCUUGACCUACGACAGAACCUGGAGGAUACCAUGUCCAGCUUGCGGGGUUCCCAAGUAUCUCACAGCUCCCUGGAGAUGACGUGUUAUGACAGCGACGAAGCCAAUCCCCGCAGUGUAUCCAGCCUGUCAAACCGUUCUUCUCCCCUCUCCUGGCGCUAUGGCCAGUCCAGCCCACGGCUGCAGGCUGGGGAUGCCCCUUCAGUGGGUGGAGGCUGCCGCUCAGAAGGCACCCCCAGCUGGUACAUGCAUGGGGAGCGAGCUCAUUAUUCCCACACCAUGCCCAUGCGCAGCCCCAGCAAACUCAGCCACAUUUCCCGCCUGGAACUUGUGGAGUCGCUUGAUGCUGAUGACGUCGAUCUCAAGUCUGGGUACAUGAGUGACAGUGACUUAAUGGGCAAAACAAUGACCGAGGAUGAUGAUAUCACCACAGGCUGGGAUGAGAGCAGUUCUAUCAGUAGUGGCCUCAGCGAUGCCUCGGACAAUCUCAGCUCAGAAGAAUUCAAUGCCAGCUCCUCGCUCAAUUCCCUGCCUUCCACGCCCACGGCUUCCCGCAGGAACUCUGCCAUAGCGCUGCGCACAGACUCUGAAAAGCGCUCGCUGGCGGAGAGUGGACUGAACUGGUACGGCGAGCCGGAGGAGAAAGCCCAGAAGAAGAUGGACUAUGACAGCGGGAGUCUGAAAAUGGAGCACAGUUCCUCCAAAUGGCGGCGGGAGCGCUCUGAGAGCUGUGAUGAGGCUCCUGCCAAAGGAGGAGAGCUGAAGAAGCCAGUCAGUUUGGGGCCCCCGGGCUCCUUGAAAAAGGGCAAGACGCCCCCUGUGGCAGUGACUUCCCCCAUUACCCACACAGCCCAGACUCUCAAAGUGGCAGGUAAGCCUGAAGCAAAAGCAACAGACAAGAACAAGCUGUCCGUAAAGAAUGCCGGUCUGCAGCGUUCGUCUUCUGAUGCUGGCCGAGAUCGGAUUUCUGAUGCUAAGAAGCCUCCUUCUGGGCUUACCCGGACCACCACCUCUGGCUCCUUUGGCUACAACAAGAAGCCGCCUCCUGCCACUGGCACGGCCACCGUGAUGCAAGCUGGUGGGUCAGCUACACUUGGCAAGAUCCAAAAGAACUCCAGCAUCCCAGUCAAGCCAGUCAAUGGCAGGAAAACUAGCCUGGAUGUCUCUAAUGCGGCAGAACCUGGCUUCAUGGCCCCGGGGGCCCGCACCAACAUCCAGUACCGAAGCCUGCCACGCCCAGCCAAAUCUAGCUCCAUGAGCGUGACUGGUGGACGCACAGGGCCAAGGCCUGUCAGCAGCAACAUUGACCCCAGCCUCCUCAGCACAAAAGGUGGCAUCUCUGUCUCGCGACUCAAGGAGCCUUCUAAAAUUGGCACCGGCCGGAGCACACCAGUGCCAGUGAAUCAGACGGACAGGGAGAAAGAGAAAGCCAAAGCCAAAGCGGUGGCAUUGGACUCUGAUUGUGUCUCACUCAAGAGCAUUGGCUCCCCUGAGAGCACCCCAAAGGCUCAAGGUGGCCACCAGACUCCUGCCAAAGUGGCUGAGCUGCCACCAACACCACUCAGGUCAGCUGCCAAAAGCUAUGUAAAAGCCCCUUCUUUGGCCAACCUGGACAAGGUGAACUCCAACAGUCUGGACCUUCCUUCCUCAAAUGAGCUCCACCAGAUGCAUGGUGGCAAACUGCAAGAGCCCCACCCAGCUGCAGUGAACAUGGGCGCCCACCUCACGUCGUGCUUCACACCAAGCCCUGCUCCAGUCCUUAACAUUAACUCUGCUAGCUUCUCCCAGGGCCUAGAGCUCAUGGGUGGCUUCAGCAUCCCCAAGGAAACCCGCAUGUACCCCAAGCUUUCGGGGUUGCACAGGAGCAUGGAAUCCUUACAGAUGCCUAUGAGCCUGCACAGUGCCUUUUCUGCAGGCAAUACUACUGCUCCCACCACGACACCGACCCCUCCUGUUGCUGCCGAAGAGGAGCCCAGUGAGAUGGCCUGGACGGGGAGCCCCAGGAUUACACACCUGGAGAGCUCUAACCGUGAUCGGAAUACAUUGCCCAAGAAGGGACUAAGGUAUCAAAUCCAGUCCCAGGAAGAGGCCAAGGAAAGGCGGCAUUCCCACACCAUUGGAGGGCUGCAGGAAUCAGAUGACCAAUCCGAGCUGCCCUCUCCUCCUGCUCUCUCCAUGCCAUUGGUUGGAAAGGCGCCACUCACUAAUAUUGUGAGUCCCACAGCAGCCAACACCCCGAGGAUCACCCGGUCUAACAGCAUCCCCACUCACGACUCCACCUUUGAGCUGUACAACGCCUCCCCAAUGGGCAGCACUCUCUCCCUGGCAGACCGGCCCAAGGGCAUGAUCCGCUCGGGCUCCUUCCGUGACCCUGUGGAUGAUGGUGAGAGUCCUGCACCCAGCCAGGAGGACAAGAGUCUCCUCCUCAGUAAUAAUGUUCAUGGAUCCGUGCUGUCCCUGGCAUCCAGUGCUUCCUCCACUUACUCCUCCGCUGAGGAGAGGAUGCAGUCUGAGCAAAUCCGUAAACUGCGCCGCGAGUUGGAGUCCUCUCAAGAGAAGGUGGCGACACUGACAUCCCAGCUCUCAGCUAAUGCUAACUUAGUAGCAGCCUUUGAACAGAGCCUGGUGAACAUGACAUCCCGGCUCCGGCAGCUUGCAGAGACUGCAGAAGAGAAGGACACCGAGCUGGUGGACUUGCGAGAAACUAUUGAUUUCUUGAAGAAAAAGAACUCAGAAGCCCAUGCUGUUAUCCAAGGGGCCCUGAAUGGAACUGACAUUACACCCAAAGAGCUACGGAUCAAGAGGCAAAACUCAUCCGACAGUAUAUCCAGCUUGAACAGCAUUACCAGCCAUUCCAGCAUUGGCAGUGGCAAGGAUGCAGAUGCAAAGAAAAAGAAGAAGAAAAGCUGGUUGAGGAGCUCUUUCAACAAGGCUUUCAGCAUCAAGAAGGGCCCCAAAUCCGCCUCCUCCUAUUCCGACAUAGAGGAAAUUGCCACCCCUGACUCUUCAGCGCCAUCAUCCCCCAAGCUGCAGCAUGGAUCCAUGGAGACAGCCUCACCCUCCAUCAAGUCUUCCAACUCCUCUUCCGUGGGCAUUGAUAACACUGAGCUCUUCCAGACUAAUGAAGAAGAGGAGCCUGAGAAAAAGGAAGUCUCAGAGCUGCGCUCAGAGCUGUGGGAAAAGGAAAUGAAACUGACGGACAUUCGUCUGGAAGCCUUAAACUCGGCCCACCAGCUGGACCAGCUGCGUGAAACGAUGCACAACAUGCAGCUGGAGGUGGAUCUAUUGAAAGCAGAGAACGACCGGCUGAAGGUGGCUCCAGGGCCCUCGUCAGUCCCAAGCUCCAUCCCGAGCCACGUCUUGAGCUCAUCUGCUGCCUCCUCUCCGCGACGCUCUCUAGGGCUCCAGCUCAGUCACCCUUUCAGUCCCAGCUUGACAGAUACAGAGUUGUCGCCAAUGGAUGGCAUCAGUGCUGGGCCCCAGAAGGAUGAGAUGGCGCUACGGAUUGUAGUGCGCAUGCCACCUCAGCACAUCAUCAAAGGGGACCUGAAGCAGCAGGAGUUCUACUUGGGCAGCAGUAAAGUGUGUGGGAAACUAGACUGGAAAAUGCUGGAUGAAGCCGUCUGUCAGGUUUUCAAGGAAUAUGUCACCAAGAUGGACCCUGCUCUCACGUUGGGGCUCAGUGUUGAGUCUGUCUAUGGCUACAGCAUCAGCCACAUCAAGCGAGUCUUGGACACAGAACCCCCGGAACUGCCUCCUUGCCGACGGGGUAUGACCAGUAUCGCUGUGACGUUGAAAGGCUUGAAGGAGAAGUGUGUGGAUAGCCUGGUGUUUGAGACCCUUAUCCCCAAGCCCAUGAUGCAACACUACAUAAGCCUUCUGCUCAAGCACCGGCGCCUUAUCCUCUCUGGGCCAAGCGGAACUGGCAAGACCUACUUGACCAAUCGACUGGCGGAGUAUUUGGUGGAGCGCUCAGGCCGCGAGGUCACUGACGGCAUUGUCAACACUUUCAAUAUGCACCAGCAGUCAUGCAAGGACCUGCAGCUUUACCUCUCCAAUCUGGCCAAUCAGAUUGAUCGGGAAACAGGGAUAGAUGUGCCGUUGGUCAUUCUCCUUGAUGACCUUAGUGAACCCGGCUCCAUCAGUGAGCUUGUCAACGGAGCGCUCACGUGCAAGUACCACAAAUGCCCUUACAUCAUUGGAACAACCAACCAGCCUGUGAAGAUGACUCCAAACCAUGGCCUCCAUCUCAGCUUCAGGAUGUUGACGUUCUCCAAUAACGUAGAGCCGGCCAAUGGUUUUUUGGUGCGCUACCUACGCCGGAAGCUGCUUGAGUCUGACAGUGACGUCAAUGCCAACCGGGAAGAGCUGCUGCGUGUGCUGGACUGGGUGCCCAAACUCUGGUACCAUCUUCACACCUUCCUGGAGAAGCACAGUACCUCCGAUUUCCUCAUUGGCCCUUGUUUCUUCUUGUCAUGCCCGAUUGGUAUUGAGGAUUUCCGAACCUGGUUCAUUGACCUGUGGAACAAUUCCAUCAUCCCCUACCUUCAGGAGGGAGCAAAGGAUGGGAUCAAGGUGCAUGGGCAGAAAGCUGCCUGGGAGGACCCUGUGGAGUGGGUGCGAGAUACGUUGCCGUGGCCGUCGGCCCAACAAGACCAGUCAAAGCUCUAUCACCUUCCCCCACCCAGUGUGGGGCCCCACAGCACCGUCUCACCCCCCGAGGAACGGAGCGGCAAGGAUUCUACACCCAACUCCCUGGAAUCAGACCCCCUGAUGGCAAUGUUGCUGAAGCUCCAGGAAGCAGCCAACUACAUUGAGUCUCCUGACAGAGAAACCCUGGACCCCAAUGUGCAGUCUGCACUCUAAAGAGGACUGGAUCGGGAUGGAACUGGAGUGAGCUGGUCUCGACUGCCUUCGCUCCUGGUUCUUCUUUGUUUUUUGUAUCUGGAACCUGUGGUCUGGCACGGAACACCACAGAGGGCAGGCAGGCAGGCAGGCGCCCAUCCUUUGCUUUGGGAUCUGUGCAGAUGGACGAUGAAAGAGGAGGCAGUUCGCUGCUCCUCCGCGAGAUACUGCUCCCCCCGCCCCAAGGACAACGGUGGUAGGAGAAUGAUGGCUUUUAUCCUUCGGCUGUCUGCCUCCGUCAUGAACUCCUGGGCUUUGCAGUGUGACUGAGGUGUGUGUGGGGGCAUUAAUGAAUCCCUCGGAUCCAGGGUUGCCAGCGUUGACGUUUCUCUGUGGGGCAGAGACUAUGGAGACCUCCUCGCAGAACUGGCCGCUGCAUUUCUGCAGGGCAAUGCCAGCAGGCAGGGCAGCAGCCAUGAUUGUGGUUCCCUAAAAUGAGGAUCUUUUUAUAAAGUAAAGAAAAGCAAAAACCCAGAAAGGAACCUGUAAGCAUCGAGCAUGGGAAGAGUCACUGCUGCAGCAAACCCAACUGCUGCCGUAGCUUUUUCCCCUCUGGAUGCUGCCCUUCAGCUUCCCUACCACAACAAGCAUAGGCAAAGGCCUAGGACUGUUAACUCCGUCUUUGUACCCUCCUUAUUUAAUCUGCAUGAUGGUCCUUUUACAUUCAGACUCCCAAUAAACUCUGCUUUCUUUUUGUUUUCCUCCCCUAUUAUUUUAUUUUGGUUAAGCUGGGCCAUUCUGUUUACUCUUUGGUUCUAGGAAUUCCACUUUGGUUUUGUUUUUAACCACCUGGCAUUGGUUCCACAGGGAGGAUCCGCUCUAUCUCAUUAUGGUUUUUUUGUUGUUGUUCAGUACACCCUCUACUUGUUUUACCGCUCUGUAAAUUCCAUUGCCGCGAUCCCUUCAAACUAAAAUCGGUGCUGACUGGAUGACCUCCAGUAACCAAACCCGCCUUGUGGGUCCUUGCAGCUUGUAUCAGAUGCACACAGGGUUGAAUCAGCAGCACAACCUUCUCAGAGAUGCACAAUGUGCUGAUAGGCUCCCCUUCUGGCCCCACUCUUUAUCAUUCCAUUCUUAAAAGCACAAGAGGCCUGCAGACUGGGACCAAGGGGAGGACGCUUCAUUGUGGUCCUCCGCUUGGACGGUAAAAGCCAUCAAAUGUCUUCAGAGUUAAACAUGCCUCUCACCUCUACUGUUACACACUGACGUGCUUGUGACUUUACUUUCCCUUGGUUCAUUUUCUCUUCUGCUCACCUUGGGGAGAGAAGUCCAUAGGUAUCUUCUUACAGACUUAGUUUAAACAAAAAUCUAGCACUGCAAUUCAACAUGCUCAGCAUUCCAGGUUGAGUCUUGAAUGUCAUUUCUUUUAUUUCCAAGCAAGCAGCCAUCAGAGAGUAGGGCUAGGCCUUCCAAAUCGAACAAAAACCUUGUUUUCCCUUUCCCUUUCUGCCUUAGUACUGUCAGCUGUCUUAACAGGUACAAAGCAGUGCUCUGAUUUAGGUUGACGCUAGACUGAGGGAGUUCUUUGGAAUUGAUGUCUAAAAUUGGCAUGCCUUGGCUUGAGGACUUGCCUCAAGGGAGUUUCCAUGCAGCUUCUGUUGGGUAGGGGGAAGCCCUCUCUAGCCAUUGGCUAACCCUCUCUGCAAAUGAGAGAAGGGGUUCAUCACACAUUCCACAAGCCCGUCCACUUGCCCUCCAGUUUUCCUGGAGGGCGACUUUGAAAAGAAAGUUAUGAGUGUCAGGUCAGGGUGUCAGUCUAACAUACGUAAAUGGCUUGCUGAAGAGUUUUGAGGCCACUUUGCCAACCUCUAGCCAGAAGAGACAAUGGGAAAGGGACCCUUGUCCCUAACAAAAUAAGUUAGAUAUUUGAAUUUUCAUUUUUGUGGCAGAAGCCAGGUAAUUGUUAGGUUCUCCAUAAAUGCACAUUACAGCUUUUCCAACUUAAGUUUCAUAGUGCUUCAUUCAUAUUCCAGCAGACUAUACAUAGCACAAUACAGAAAGCAGAAUCUCCUGGUGUCACCUAAUGGCCUCUCCACUAUGCAGUAUUCUCUUCCUAUC